AUGGCUUCCAGUCCAACAGUAAAUGACCGAUUUGAAGUUGAUAAACAACUUGGCUGUUUCCCUCGAAGUGAAAAGAAAAUGAAAACCGCUUCUGAAAUGUCACCUAGAUCUACAAGAGUUGCCUUCGAUGAGAAAGAGAAAGAGCUGAUGGAGGUCAGAACCUACUGGCAGGAGGAAUAUAAAACUAAGGUGAGUGAGAUUGCAAGUCUUGAAGCAGCUUUAAAGGAUGCCGUAAGAUCGAGAAACAUUGACGUCGAAGAAUUGAGGUUGUCGUACGAAAAUGUGCUAGAUGCCAGAAACGGCGAGAUUUCAGAACUAAGAAGAACUUUGGAUGAGCUGACAAGAACUAAAGACGAGAUCCUUGCUUCUGCUGAAAAAUCCACCGAAAGUAAACUUCGAGCAAAAGACGCGGAAGUAACGAGACUAAGAAUCUGGCUUGAAGAAGCUAAAAAGUCUAAUGCACAGGGCAGAGAGGUUUUAAAUUCUUACCAGAGGAGGGUGGCAGACAAAGAAAUAGAGAUUGAAGCUGUAAAAAAGUCGAGCGAAGAAAGCAUUAAACUUCUGGAGCAGCAGAUAGAGAAGCUACAAGCACUGUUAUCAGCGGUCAUAGACGAAAAAGACAAUGACAGUGAAAAUACGAAAGUUGCUUUUGAUAGUGUAGUUGAAGAAAAGGAGAGGCAGAUCGCAAUGUUAAAGGAAUCGUCAAUUAACGAACUAAAGGCUAAAGAAGAAGAAAAUAAACGCCACGAGAAAGACAUUUUACGCAUGGAAGAGGAGUUAGCUGAAAAACAAUCAGAAAUCGAGCAGAUACACGUAACCGUUCAAAAUUUACAGAAUAUCAUGAAAGCUAACGAAGAAGAAAGAAAUAAACUAACCGAGGUUUUGCGCGUGGCCUCAGAAACGAGAAGGCAAGAAAUGAUGGAACUACAAGGACAACAACAGAAGUUAUUAGAUCACAAAGAAAGCGAAUUGAUGUCGUUGGAAAAGCUGAUAAAAGAACAAACCAAACGUCACGAGAUGAUGCUAAGGGAGAAAGAUAAGCAAAUCGAAGAAAUGUCAGCUAAGUUAGCGUGGGUGGAGACUCAGUUAACAAGCGAAUGGUUGGAAAAAGGAAACAAAGAAGAUCUCAGUACAAAGUUGACUUCUUUAUUGAAAAAGAUGGGUGACAUGAAGGCAGAAAAAGGAAUACUGGAAAAGGAUGUCACAGAGUUAGUAAAAGACAUUCGUGCAAAGGAAAGCCAACUCAAUGACAUCCAGAAGAAAUGUGAGAGCGAAGCGCAGAAGAAACAAAUGUUGCAACAAGACUUUGAUUCUUUGACUCGUGAUCUUGACAGCUGGAAAUCGUCGAUGAAAUUAAUUGAAGGAGAGAGGAACUUCCUUGAAAAGGAAGAAAAAAGUCUUAAGGAAGAUUUAGAGAGGAAAAGCAACGCGUUGUGUGAGUUCGAGUGUAAAGUUGAGUCACUGGAAUCAAUUAGACAAAAUCUGGAAACCCUGAUUCGCCAACUACGAGAAGAAAAUUCUGACGCUCUUCAAACUCAAAAGAACUUGGAACUAGCUUUACUGGAGAAAGAUAAAGAGCAGAACUUGUUGAAGGAAAAAUUGAACAUCACUGAAAAGAAAUUUGCUAUGGAAAUUGAGCACAGAAUUAUCAAAGAGGAAUCCACUGCAGCGACGAUAACCAAUUUGAGAAGCAACUAUGAGGAGUCGCAAAACGAAAAUAAACAACUUAAGAUAAGUUUAGAUGAGCGAGAAAACGACGUUGCAAGUUUAAGUAGGUUAUUAGAAAAUGCAAAGCAACAAGAACAUAAGCUUGAUGCGGAAUUAGAACACCUUUCCGAAGAGCUAGAAGUUCUGAACGAAAAAUUUAUGAAAGGAAGAAAUGAAAAAGAUGCCUUGGAAAGGUCGUUGGCAAGUGCGGUAACCUUGAAGCAACAAGAAGUCGAAGAGCUGCAACAAAAACUCGACAAAACCCUUAAUGAUCAUAAACUUGAAAUGGAAAAACGGGAGCAAUGUUGGAGAGAAGCAAUGGCAAUAAAGGAUGAACUUGUGAAAGAUGCGAAAAGAUCCUUCGAUGAAAGAAUUAUGUGGAAAGAAAACGAAAUACAAAAACUUGAGCGUUUGCUUGAAACAGCAACAAGUGAGUUCCGGUCAGUGAAAGAAUCUUUGGAGACAAGCUUAACAUUGAGAAAGGAAGAGAUUUGUUUUCUGACAAAAGCAUUGAAUGACAAGGAAGAAAGAAUUGCGGAAGUGUUAGGUGCAAAUAAAGACAUCAUGCAGAAAAAGGGUGAAUUGGAGGAACUGUUUGAAGAAUGCAACACAAAAUUGAUUGAAGAGACACAAGCUAGACAAAUACAAAGUUCAGAAAUUGUUCUUGCAAGAGAUACAAUUUUGAAACUGGAAAGCAACUUGCGCGAGAAGGAGGAAGUGUUAAAGGCUGCUCAAAAAGAAGUUGAAGAUCUCCAUACACAAUUAAAGGAACAGGAAGAGCACUGCGUCACCGAAAUCAAAAAUAUCCUCAACUCAGCUGAAGAAGGAUUCAAGGAAAGAGAAAACGUAGCAGAGAAAUUAAAGGCCGUUAUUCAGAAUAAUGCGGUUAAAUAUCACCAAAGUCUUAAAGGGAAAGAGGAUAAAAUCACCACUUUGAAGAAAGAAUUGCAAAACUCAAACAAAGAUGUAGAAGACAUGAGAGUGAACAUGGCCAGCCUCGUACAACAAGCUGACGAAAAUGAGGCCAAGCUGAAAAGGGACUUGAAAAUAACGCAGGAUGAAAGUGAUCUGCUUGAUAAAAAGCUUUCAGAGCUAAAAGGACGUUUAUGGAAGAAAGACAAGGAGUUGGAAAUGAUGGAAGCAAAUAUGAUAAACGCUGCGUCAGACUUUGAAACGAAACAAAAUUUAAGAGACCAAGAAAAAAAGGUAGUUAUGGAGGAGCUGAGUAAUGAAAGACGUAAAGUACACGAAUUAGAAAAUAGCUCAUCUUGGCUUAAAGGUGAACUGGAAAGGAAAGAAUUACUGAUGCAGGAAAGAACAGGGAAGUACGAAACAUCUGAGGUGGAGUUAAAAGAAACAUUAAGCAAUCUUUCUAGUCUUCAAGACAAUUUUAAUCGAGUGAAGGAAUUACUGAAUUUGGCAGAAAGUGAGAAAGUUUGUGCUGACGAGGUGAAACAAAGUCUGCUUCAAGAGUUGGAAAAACAGAAGCGAUAUUGUGAUGGCAAAGAAGGAAAAAUAGCUGUUUUGUUGCACAAAGUUAAGAUCUUGAAAAAAUCCUCCUUCGAAACUGCUCAGACAAAUAAAAAACUUGAAGAAAACAUUGCUACUUUGCAGAUAAAGUUAAACGAGAAGGCGAUAGAAGCGACUACAUUGAAAAGCGAACUAGACGGUAAAGAAGAAGAAUUUAAACAGCAGUCGUCCCUUCUGGAAGAAAUGGAACUCGAAGGAACUGAGUUGAAAAACAAGAUAACAGAUCUGGAGAAAACAAUAAGCUCGCAAAAAUCAGAAAUAGAUGAAGCUAUGGGAAGAGAAGAAGAGCUAAAGGAAGCUGUUAAAGAUUUGUUAAGAAGUUUGAAUGAGAGCGAGGUGAACACCAGAGCGCUUGUCUCAAAUUUGGAAGAUGGGAAGUCCCAAAACGGAAAGCUUCGCUCCGAAUACGAAAACUUUAAGAUUUCUGCUAUGAAAGAAAAAGGUGAACUGCGUGGAGAGGUGGAACAUUUACACAGCGAGCUAGACAAACAGGAGGGUCUGCUUCUUGUUUUAAACAAAGAAAAGGAAAAUUUACUGGCUGAGUUAGGUAAGACAAAGCAAGCCGAGGAAAACACGAUAACAUCUCUGGAAUGUCACAUUAAGAGCCUUAAAAGAGAGAAUUCGAGUUUGAUUGACAAAGUUCAAACACUGGAAGAAGAAUCGAAGCAGAGGUUUGCGGAGAUCGCAGAAGUAAACUCGGCCCUGUCGUCCGCUGAAGUGUCUAAAGAGUUUUUGAUCCAAGAAGUAGAACGUUUGAGGUCCUCUGUGUCAGGGAAGGAAGAGAGUUUACGUGAGGUCCACAAAUCACUCGAAGCCGCACAAAAGGAGAAUAGUCAUUUCAAGUACGAGAUAACCAGCUUGAAGGAAAACUUGGCUCGAUCCGUAAGCGAGAAAGAUCAUCUACUGGAAAGUUUUGAAGAGAUGAAGAGCUCGGCGUCACAAGUGAAACAAAAAAUGGAGGAAGUCAUGUCCGAGAAAGAAAACACUAUUACCAGAGCAGAAGGAAUUAUUCGCAGCCUAAAGCAGGACAAUGAAUCUCUGAAGUCACAACUUUUGAAAUGCGAGGGAGAAGUAAAGGCUGAAAAGAAAAGUGUUGUUGAAUUGUUGGGAAAACGACAAGAGAUGUCAGCUGAAAUUGACUCACUGAACAGGGACAAAGGAAUUCUGGAAGCGUCUCUCAAAGACAUGGAUUUGUAUCCAGUAAAACUCAAGGCCACACAAGGUAACAAUUUUGGGAUAUUAAGGAUAUCAUUUACGGAAUCAGGUUGAAUAAUAUUCUGACGAGCAAUCCGUUAGACUAACAAUUUUUACAUGAUUUUUCAGUCCAAGAGAGAAUAUAUAAUGGCACAAAGAGGGAAACGCCCAGUCUAGCCCUUGGGAUAUGUGAAUUUCUCCAAAGUUAUUUUUAGACCAAUUAAACGCUUAAAAUUAAUCGGAAUCAGUUGGUUACCGGAGAGGUCCACAAACCUUUAUUCAGUGUCGACAAGAGAGAAUUCAACAAUCGCCAUUACAAGAUUCUGCAUUGUUUACGUUGAGGCAGUCGCGUUUGAACUUGAUGACUUUUCAUGCAAAUUCAAUUAAAUUGUGCGGACGUCUCAGGAAUUAUACCUUUGUUUAAUUACAACCUCUAAAAACAGCUUUAGUGAAAUUCACAUAUCCCGGCCAACACUCUAAGAUUCCCUCUCUGACCCAUUAUUCUCUCUUGGUCAGUCCUAAUCGCCUAGAAAUUGGUGCAAUUACAUUGUAAGCCCCCAAUUUCAACAAACCGGUCCCCAUCUUGACAGAUUACGAUGCACCACUAGCCCAAUUUCCUUUGCCUUCCUUUGCCUUCUCCUCAUUCCUGUUUUAAAAAUAUAUAUAUUUUAUUGAUUUCGUCUGACUAGAUUCCCUUACCAAGACAAAGAAUUCAUUGAAAGCAGUAAAAGGACAGUUAAAAGAAGAGCUGGAAGAAAAGAAAACCCUGACCAAAACCAUUCAAGAUUUGCAGUCGAUUAACACUGAGGUAAGUAUCCUGCGAACAGAGGUUUCUCUCUUGCAUGGUUAGACUGACAAGCGACCGGAACGACUUAAUUUGAUAAACGCUAAAAGCCAUGCAAAAAGAGAAACCUCUGCUCGCGGGGGAUGAGGUAAGGUAUCCGACAAAGUCUAUAGUGACAAACUUGUCAGUGAAAACUGUGGUAACACACCAUGCUUCACGUUCGAAACUUAUUUGGACAACUUGACAAUAUAGUCAUUUUUCCCAGGUUCCCUAACAAUUGAACAGAUACUGCUUGCGUGGAUCGGUACCGUUAACGUUUUUCUCGUUGCCAAAGUAAGUUACUAUAAGGCUUUGAAACUUUUCACGUAGAACUACAAAAGUCUAGCAGAUCCUUUUCAAGAUCUUACGAAACAAGGCAUAAAGAGGGAGCUUGAGCAACGACCACGACGGCUGUGACGAAAACGUCUCUUAAAAAGUGAAUUUACGCUGCUUCAAAAUUCAUCGAUCUUAUUCCAUGUUGCUUAAUCUCUCAAAUGAAUUUUGAAUUUUGUGCAGUUGAAUUCUAAAGAACUGUAUCUAAGUUCAAAAAAAGAAUUAGAAUUUCGAUCAUCUUGUUUUCUCGUCCUCAGGCCGAAAAUGCGAAAUUGGGUAGUUUUACAUCGUGGUCGUACAGUGAUACACGUGCAUAGUUUUGUUUUGCUUGUCUAAACCUAUUGCAUCUUUGACGUUCUCGUUGUCGUUUUCGUCUUAGCUCCCUAGAGACCUUCAGAUUCUAAGACGACUGGCGAUUACGAAUACGAUAUUUUCCCAAUACUAAGUGGUGCGCGCGCGUUUGCGAGCGUUGUUUUGGCUGGAAAACGUGGUAGCCGUGGCCUUUUUACUCCUAGUAUUAGCGAGAAUGUGGCAGUGUAGGAAACAGGUUUUCAAGUGCUAGAAUUCUUAUCACUUUGCAAUCGGGAAAGGGCUUAAUCUCCUUCCAUAAAAAUAACCAUGAUAACUUUUCUGGUAAAAAAAAAAAGUUCAGUGAAGCUUUCCGGGGUAUAUAGUUUUUAAGAAUACGCAAAAAAUCUUGUAAGUUAUAUCGCGUCCUCGCAGCUGUCCUUGUCCUUGAAUCUAAAGGUCUGUAUUGUCCGGGGGGGACUCCGCAUAUGAAAGGGGUAAGGAUGCUCGUCGGAAAAUUUGAAUUAAACUCUUAAAGGAGACCUAUCUGAGCGUGGCCCAAGCUUUUUUUGUCUCCUAAAAGAGACCACGUUAUAGGUUAUAUUUUUAUAUUUUUUCGCGUGCAACCCCAAACGAGACCUUCACGGCUAAAUAUGAUGGCGUUUUACCCAGAACACCCUGAGCGAGACCAAAAUCCGAAAUUUACACCCCUAAGCGAGACGACGAGCAUCCCCACCACUUUCAUAUGCGGAGUCCCCCCCCCCUGUCCCCCUCCCCCGGGCUGUAUUGUCCCGGCGUCGAUGGAAGUUGGGUUAAUUGUUGGUUCUCUUCCCUUUUUGCGAGAUUUUUCUCCGGUGCCGGUUUCCCCCUUCCCGCUCUCCUCAAAAAUUGACCAACAUCCCAAAUUCCAUGUUCGAUCUGGAAGUGAGGAAAAGUGUAAGGCUGCAGGUUUAUCAGGCAGUUCUUGGAACUUUCAAGUGUCACCAUCUCAAAAUAUCGUUAGUCUUGACGAAAUUGAUACGUGUAUUUACAUGAGCACCUCAAGUGAGGAUUAGAGAUUUUGAAAAGAACAAUCGGCCCUUCCUUACGAUCACCGCCCUAUUACGAACAGUCUUUGUUGGUCCCAAAGAUACGAAAAGUCCUUAAGGUGAUUCCAUAGUAAAAGAACCUAACAUAGAUUUUAGCUAAAACUUGGUACACUGAUGUAACAAGUCAAGAAGAUGAUAAAAAAGUAAUAAAAAGUGGGGGUCACCGUGCUCGUUUUGACGUCACAAUGCUGACAAAUACGGCUAUUUAGGACCCUUUUACAAAAACCGCGGGCAGCGCAAAACUAGACAAAAAGGAGAGAUUUUUUCGAUGAUGCAUGUGACAUCACACAGAAUUUGACUUUAAUGUAUUGUUUAUCCACUUACGUACCAGAAAAAUGCCCUUUAAUGCCCUUGUUUUUACUUUACGCUCCAAAGUAGAAUUAAAUUGGACGCGCGCUUUUCGACCCGUGAUGGCUCAAUCCGUACAAUUUAGUAAAAUUGCCAAAAAACUGAACAUAGAUUUGUGCCAAUUUUUUUCUCAUCGAAAGGAAGCACUGUCCUUAUUAAAAUCAUGAAAUAAAAAAUGGGGGUCACCGUACUCGUUUUUGCGGUAGAGCUGCAGAAAGUGCGCACCAAACGCAUUUUCUCCGAUUUUUGAGAGAGGACUGGGGCGAGUUUCAAAAUAGAAUGUAUGUGAAAGGGGGAAGAAAGUAUUAAAAAAUCCGUUUUUACAGAAUUUACAUCGAGAUAUCACAUUUAGGACACAAUGUGAUAAAGAAAGUGUUUAAAUGAAAAUCAAAGUGAGUAAGCACAAGUUAAACAUCCACUAUCGAGGUUCUCCGAGAGGAGGUCGAACUCAGCAACACGCGUACUGCUUACGUUAUGCACAUUCCCAACACAUUGAGUCUCACCUCGGCAAGAAACAACAGCAAGCAAAAAUUCCAAUAGCGUUUCUCUUCAGUCAACUUCAUUUUAAUAAUAUUACUUCACAUGCUCUUUUUUACGGCGGCCAUCUUGUUAUGCGCAGUAAGAGAUGCGCAGUGCAAAACUAGGGAAUCACCUUAACAGUGGAAUGCGGACACUUCCGUGAUGGCAACGCUAGGUUCUAUCUGUAUCAAGGUGUUUCGACUGUAUAUAUACUUAAAGUGUAUUCGAAACGAAAACUUUUAUGGAAAAAUUCAGGAAUUAUUUUUUGACAAUUAUACAUUUCGUUUUUCUUUAGCUGAAGAAAAAACUUGAUGUGCAAGCAACUGUCAAGCAUGCUGAGCUGGAAUUAGUAAAGUAAGGAGUACUUAUUCAAAUGUAUAUUAUCUAUUGACUAUCUUAAAGUGACGAAGAUUUUUACAAAUGAAUCGAAAUGAAUAACGAGAUAUAUUAACAAGAGACACAAAGGUAUCGUAAAAAUACCCACGCGAGGAGGGAAUCCAAACAACCUUAAAACUUAAACAUUUCUUAAUCCUUUUAAAUGCCAAAAAAAUCCUUCUUCCCGUUAAUUGUGCCUUAAAGUGAAGAUAAAAAAUCACAAUCAGGUCAGAUCUACCGCCGUAGGUUUUAUUAAUAAACUGUCUUGUUGAAAACUGAAUCCGUUAGUCGUUGCAUUACAUUGGUCGGACCAAACUUAAACCUGCUUACCUGCCUGCUUACUUGCUUUAUAAUGAGCUCUGUUUCAGUCAGACUAAAAUGUCUUUCACACUUUGAAAGGAUAAAAUUCCUUUGAACGUAUUUAAAUUAAGUUUAAAAAAGGCUGAGGUGACAGAAAUUUUCACUGACUUAGUCGUUUAUGAAUUCACUAACAGUUACUGAAGAAGAAAUGUAUCUGAUAUGGGCAACGACUAACGGAUUCAAUUUUGAACUGAACAGUUCAUUAAAAGAAAGUAUGGGAGUACUAUAGCCUAUAGGGAUAAACUUAGACACUCAAAGUCAAAGAAAAUAAAAAAGGAUCACGCAAUAGCAAAAUAAGCUCUGUCGACCCAGGCUACCGUUUUUGAAAAGAAAUGGCAGCUAAAGGGCGAAAAUAAACCAGGAAAGAAUAUUUUAAAAGCACUCGUUGAAAGUUAACAGCAAUAUCCCAUGGAAAAGAGCUGUUCUAUCAACAGUAAUCAAAAAGCAAAGGAAUGGUGAAAAAGCAGUGUACUUUAAUAUUUUCGUAGGAAACAACUUGAAGAGAAGAACAAAGAAUUUUAUGAUCUAAAAGUAGCAAGCACGACACAAGAGAUGAACUUGAGAGAAGCACAGUUGAAAAUUAAGGAAGUUGAAAGCUCACUUAAAAAUGAGACCGCCUUCCGUCAGUCCGUAUCUGUUAGGUAUGAGGUAACUGUUUGGAACGUUAUUUACUGUCAAGCAACUCUCUUGGACAAAAAUGUUAAGAACAAAUGGACGUUGCCACGUCUACUUUCAAGAUAAAGCUCUUGAAAGCACUGGCAACCCCCAAAACUCCCUCCCCCUUCCCCGCCAAAGGAAAUGUUGAAGUACAGCUGGAUCAUUUCUGACCCUGACUUAACAACAUCGACCAGGGUGGGGCGAGGUGACGUGCCUUGUUACUAUCUUGGAAAAAAUGUUAAGAAUUUUGCAAAAAAUGCACUUUUUUUAGGGUAUUUUUGUAGGGUAAGAAAGUGAUAAACUCUUAACAUUUUUUGUCCAAGAUAGUAGCUAGAUUUAAGACGGCAAUCUUACGUACUAUAUUCUAAAUCCGUGACGAUUGACAAAAUGUUACCGAGCCACUUGUCAGUCAGAAUGUGACUGUGGUUGCGAACCGUACACAUCUUUUCUCUGCAGUGCCUCCCUCCCGACAGUAUUCCAAAAGCAGAAUAUUAAAUUAGGGUGGCUGAACACAGUCUGAUAGGUUGUCGAUCGUUGCCAUUCAUUGUGGUGUUAUUUUAACACUCGUUGCAAGUAUUAAGCUCAAAUAUGGCACGAGCAAUGUAUAGUUUUCAAGACAUUACAUUUGUUAGGUUAAAUGUAAGAUUGCGAUCCUUACUAUGGCAACAAGGAUAACUGAAAACAAGCCUAAAGUUUGAACUAAUUAGGUUUACGCAAAAUCCAGUCAUUGAAUUUCCGUAAAAAUUUGCAUACAGCGUACAAUAAGUAACCCUCAUUUUCUUAAAAAAAAAAAACAACAACAACAACAACUUAACCAAAUUGUAACAAAGCGUUGUUUAGAUCUGGCUGGACAGUUCCAAAGACACGAGAACGGGGUUGUUGCUUUUUUUUAUUCAUUAUCAAACAAAACUGAGCUACUCCAGUUCAAACACCAUGACUCAGGCUUCACGCUGUGGACGCUCUGUUACAGACGUUUCGUUUUCGUUUCUUGUGUAUUCGGUUGAAAAGAUUACCUUCCAGCGUUCUGCGAACUUUGUCAUUGACUAUUUUACAGAAAUGAUCAGCUGCAGCAGGAGGUCACAGUCUUGCGAGAACGAAACAAAAAUGAACUCAGUAUUUUGAAAAAGUCACUGGAUGUUGCUAUCGGGAGAUGGUAAGAGAAUCGUUCAGCUUUGUCCAUUCGAAAACCUGUAUUUCCUGUAGAAGCGAUAUUUAUUUUAACACCAUUGUUACUUAACUAUUUGUCAGGGAAUCAGGUUUACAUAGUAAGUGCAGCGACCAAGCUCAGACUCAGUGUGUUGAGAAAAUGGACAAUAAAACAAUUCAGAAAUUACGGGAACUUUACUUUAAAGUAAGUGCCUUUAAUUUUCCUUAAACUGCGUAUUUAAACAGUUAUUUUUGCUCCUUUUAAUACAGUUUUAUUUUAGAACAGACUGCAUCAUCGUCAUUGAAAAUUGCGACCCUCUUGACUGCCACGAUAACGGUGGUCUUCCAUUUUACUGAAAAUUCACCUUUGUCAAAAUACACUUAAGCUUAAAAGGCUUUCAGGAUUUUAACAACCAAUUGAAUCUCUUUCUCUCAUAUCUCGUAACCAUGGCAACUGAUUGAGGACAAAUUUUGUCAAAAUGUCUAAAACAUAAGGUAAGGUAAGCCAGAAAGUUGACAAAAAGUCGUUCUAGUCAAAAACUAGCGAAAGGCGUCCACCUUCCCCGAAGACGAAAUUUGAAACUCUCUCUUGUUGUACUUUCUAAACGAUGUAGCAGCAAAUAUUAUUUUUUAAGCUAACCUGUUUAUCCUUUAUUGAUGUAAAUAUUGCAACAUUUUUUAAAAGUUUUCUCUGAACAUAGUUUGUUCGUGUUAUAGGUUUCAGAGCUUGAAACACAGCUGAACCAAGAGAAAAAUGAUCACCUUUUAUCACUGGCUCAGGUCCGAGUAGAAGGGCAAAGAUACAUGACAGGGGAAUUACGAACGGAUUGA
Messenger RNA from Porites evermanni, 11199 nucleotides. The record is from the annotation of a GenBank genome assembly. NCBI's taxonomy places the organism in Eukaryota, Metazoa, Cnidaria, Anthozoa, Scleractinia, Poritidae.